UCAGAUGUGUCCUACGUGGAGCCUUGCGUGGCAAAAUUGGUCUGACCUUCUCCACCGUAACUUGAGUGCACAAAAAUAGGAUUAAUCCCCUGAAAACCCUAGAUGGAAUAUCACCUAAAACCCACAGCUCAAAAAUCGCAAAUUGCCUGCCGGAGAAACUAAAACGAGAAGACACUCUUACUAACCGAUGACUACAGUGUCGGAAAAGGUUGAGCAAUUAGAGCGUUUAGCACCCGCAGCUGAAGCCCAAGAAGACGGUGAAGGAGUAGGAGAAGAGGAAGAGCUGUCAUGGUCGUCGGACUCCGAAAUUGGAGAUGCUUUGGAUUGGUUGGACUCAAAAGACGAUAAAGAAGCUGUAGAUGGAGCUAUUACCCUCAAUUCGAGACGUCCAAAUGCUCAUGGAGGUCUCCACUCUCGCCAUAAUUCCUCUACUCUGCAACCUCUCUCCAAUCGCAACCAGAAGUUCUCUCAUCAUAUCCGUGCUUCGCCUUUGGAGGAGUGGGAAGGGAGGUUGAACGUUGGCAUGUCUAAUUCUGUGACAACUGCAAUUCGUGAAAGUGUUCGGGAUAUGGCCAUUGGUAAAACUAAAACUACUGAGAAAGCGGAUCGCGCAACAGUGGAGCAGGCCAUUGAUCCUAGAACUCGCAUGGUUCUGUUCAAAAUGCUGAAUAGGGGUGUAUUUCAUGACAUUAACGGCUGCAUUUCAACUGGAAAAGAGGCAAAUGUGUAUCAUGCAACAAAAUCUGAUGGCCAGGAACUUGCAAUCAAAGUGUACAAAACUUCAGUUCUGGUUUUUAAGGACCGAGAUAGGUAUGUACAAGGUGACUAUCGUUUUAGGCAUGGAUACUGCAAGCACAAUCCCAGGAAAAUGGUAAAGACAUGGGCUGAAAAAGAAAUGAGGAAUCUUAUGAGGCUAAAGGCAGCUGGAAUCAGGUGUCCAACUCCAUAUCUUUUGAGAUUGCAUGUUCUGGUCAUGGAAUUCAUAGGAAAGGCUGGUUGGGCUGCACCUCGUCUUAAGGAUGCUGCUUUAUCUUUGGAUAAAUUACGUGAAGCUUAUGUAGAGAUGAUCAUUGCAAUGCGGACUUUGUAUCAGAAAUGCAAACUGGUGCAUGGGGACCUCAGUGAAUAUAACAUACUAUAUUUUGAGGGUCACUUGUAUGUAAUUGAUGUCUCUCAAGCAGUUGAUCUCGACCACCCUCAUGCCCUUGAUUUCCUACGUGAAGAUUGUGUUCAUGUUUCUGAUUUUUUUAAGAAACAUGGUGUAGCUGUCAUGACAAUUCGAGAGCUAUUUGACUUCAUAGUUGACCCAACAAUUACUGAUGAUUCUGUUGAUAGUUACUUGGAAGAGGUUCAGCAAAAAAUUUUGUCAAGAGAUGUCACAGUAGAGGAUGAAAUUGCAGACUCCGUAUUUGUGCAGUCAUAUAUUCCAAAGACAUUAGAUCAUGUCAAGAAUGCUGAGGAGGAUGUAAUAAGGAUAACAAGUGGCAAGGAUAUAGGAGAUAUGUACUAUCAAACCAUAACAGGACUAAAGGAGGCUCUAUCUAAAGUUCAGUUUUCUGAAGCCCAAAAAGACCAAAAGGAAGAGAAUUUGAACCCUGUAGAAGUGUUUUCUGUAAAUGAGGAUGACCAUUCUAAAACUCCUGAAAGUGAAUCUGAUUCUGAGACAGAUGAUGAUGAGAACUCAAGCGACUCAGAUGAGAGUGGUUCCCUGUCAGAAGUUGAGAAAAAGGAUCCUGUUGAUAAAAGAACCGCUAGAAAACAGAACAAAAAGAAAGUCAAAGAAGAGAAGAGAGAAGCUCGGAAGACUAAAAUUCCUAAGGCUGUAAAGAAAAGAAAGAAGAAAUUGGCCAAAGCCAAGAAGACCAGGUAAACAUUUUCUAGCUGGGUCGUUAGAGGUAUGCAAUCCAUAUAGAAGAGAAUCACAGAACAGUGGAGAAGUUAGUUUAUUAGACGUGAUAAAGGCCAGUUCUGCGGCUGCAUUCCAGUGAAAGAAGGGAGGGAUCAAUUAUCAAUAUUUUAAUUUUUCGUUCUAAUUUUUGGGGUUAAGCACGUACGGUUUGUCAUUUUAUAAGUUAAUCAUGUAAAUGCAAGAUGAUAAGUUCAUCUUUAUUUUAUGUUAGCAGGGCUGAGUUUGAGCUCAAGUUUAUGGUUGGAUGAUAUAACCUCAUUUCCACAUCAACCCUUAGUCUUAUUCACGGCCUAUGAGAUUGGUUCUGUGGACUGGGUAAUGAUAAAAUGUAGAAACUUCAGAUUGA
Hevea brasiliensis (rubber tree) is the source of this 2255-nucleotide messenger RNA. RefSeq lists its product as uncharacterized. The record is from RefSeq and is a predicted model, not a curated record. NCBI's taxonomy places the organism in Eukaryota, Viridiplantae, Streptophyta, Magnoliopsida, Malpighiales, Euphorbiaceae. The transcript has 12 exons. The coding region runs from base 188 to 1870 and encodes 560 amino acids. Gene Ontology annotation, molecular function: protein serine/threonine kinase activity; ATP binding. Gene Ontology annotation, biological process: protein phosphorylation.